UCUAGUGUCCUUCACGGUGAUUAUUUUAUAGAUAAACUCUCCUCGCCUGUUCUGCAACGGACUAGUUGUCUUGAACACCCCCCGGUCCGUGUUUGUGUAACGUCUGUGUGCAACGUAGUGCUCGUUGUGAUCGUGGGAGUAUCUGAGUACACGCAGGCGACUGACAGGACACAAGUGGACCUUGUUCUGUGGGUGGCUAUAAUACAUGGUGGUGCAGCCUCUGUGUUGGUACUCCUGCCUGCUUCUUCAAACUCAGGGCGUGUCGACCGUCUUCUACUGUAGAACAUCAGUGCAAUGCUGCUUCUCAGACGCUGCCACAGCCUGACUCGGUUUGGCCCUCUCAACACACACAGUCAUCGAGUGGCCCCUGCUGCAGCUCGUCUGUGGAGCAGCAGCAGCAGUGAGGACCAGAAGUCGUACCACGGUCCCAGUUGGAGACAUGCGCUGGCAGGACUGCUGGCCGGUACCGGGGCUGUUCUGGCUUAUGGCCUCUGUCAUCACAAGGCAGAGCGGGACGACACGCCUACAGUGCAGACCAUAGAGAAGACCUCAGCUCUCCCCAUAUUCAGCCAGGAGGAGGUUAACACUCACCGCUCUUUGGAAGAUGGCGUGUGGGUCACUUACAAAGGUGGGGUCUAUGACAUCACAGAGUUUGUGGCCAUGCACCCUGGUGGGGAUAAAAUCCUGCUGGCGGCAGGUGGAGCCCUCGAACCCUUCUGGGCGCUGUAUGCUGUACACAACCAGGAACACGUGCUGGAAAUCCUGUCGGAGUAUAAGGUCGGAGAGCUGAAAGCAGAAGACUUGAAGAAGCAGCAGGCUGUGCAGACUGCUGACCCCUACUCUUCUGACCCCGAGCGCCACCCCGUCCUGCGCAUCAACAACCUCAAACCCUUCAACGCCGAGCCGCCUCCUGAGCUCCUGUCUGACAGCUACAUCACCCCGUCUGCGAUCUUCUUCAAAAGGAACCACCUGCCUGUCCCUCAGGUGGACCCGGCUUCUUAUCGGCUGCAAGUGGAGGGACUGCCUCGAGGAGUGCUGACGAUGUCUUUAGAAGACUUGAAGACUCGGUUCCCCAAACACACCGUGACCGCAACGCUGCAGUGUGCCGGGAACCGCCGCUCUGAGAUGAAUAAGGUGAAGCUGGUGAAAGGGCUGAACUGGGGCAUCGCUGCGAUCAGUAACGCUAAAUGGAGCGGAGCAAGGCUCAGGGACGUGCUGCUCGCCGCUGGUUAUGGGCCCGAUGUGGCCAAGUGGGCGGUUCAUGUUCAGUUUGAAGGACUGGACAAAGACGUGACCGGGACGACGUACGGUGCAUCGAUUCCUCUAAGGAAGGCAGUCAGCGAGGAAGGUGAUGUGCUGCUGGCUUAUGAAAUGAAUGGCGAGGAUCUACCCGCCGACCACGGCUACCCAGUCCGUGUUGUGGUCCCCGGCACGGUCGGUGCACGCAAUGUCAAAUGGCUGGGGAAGAUCAUAGUGAGUGCAGAAGAAAGCAGCAGCCACUGGCAGCAGAACGACUACAAGGGCUUCUCCCCCAUGACGGACUGGGACACUGUGGACUUCAAGUCCGCUCCCGCCAUCCAAGAGCUGCCCAUUCAGUCCGCCAUCACCGUGCCGGCAGACGGUGCUGUGGUCGACCGCAGUUUGAAUGAGGUGACGGUGAAGGGUUACGCCUGGAGCGGCGGCGGCAGGGAGGUGGUACGUGUCGACGUUUCUCUGGAUGGAGGAAAGACGUGGCAGGUGGCUCAGCUGCGAACCAGCGAUAAGGAACAAGCAUCUGAACCCUCGCCGCCCCCGGGACAAGCCUGGGCCUGGAAGCUGUGGGAGGUAACGGCUCCACUUCCUGCGGAGGCUCAGGAGCUGGAGAUCGUUUGCAAGGCGGUCGACAACAGCUACAACAUGCAGCCGGACACAGUUCCUCCCAUCUGGAAUCUGAGGGGCGUGUUGAGUAACGCCUGGCACAGAGUGACGGUGAAGAUCAGAGAAGACGAGAGCGAGGAAUAGACUCGGUGGUUUGACACACAGUUAAAAUCCAAAAGGUUUGUGCCUGAAACAAGAGUCCUAGGAGAGUGGACUGUGUUUAACAUCUAUCACUAAGACUCAGCAGGAAAAGUGAUGGUAGAAUAAAAGAAAAUGCUGAAGGAUUUUUUCUGACACAGCUUUGAAGUAUUUAUGCAAUAGUGUUGCCUCUGAGAUUUCAGAUUAGCUAAAGGCUGUAAAUGACCAAAACAUGUCCGGUUUUAUCAAGUGACGAUUCACUUACACUUUGGUCUUAAGUGAACGUGUGAGUCUGUUAAUCCUGAGUGUCUUAUUUGUAGGAAAGAAAAGAUUUAUUUUUGUAAUCAGUACUGACAUCCUCGAUGCAGAAGAUGCGCACAGUAUAUUAAAAGGUUUGAAUUAAUUGUGUGAUUAACAUGCACCAUAAUUUAAAAACCUAUUUUUUAAUAAUAUGAACUCUAAUUUAAAUGUAGAGGAGUUUAAGUUUAUUAUAUAAUCAUUAUUGUUAAUGAAGGCUACUAGAGUUUAAGAUUGUCCUGAUACCAGAAUCUUUACUUUGAUACAAUACUUGUUCAAAAACAAACUUACUUGAUACCUCUCUCAGUACGACAACAGAAAAAACUUCUGAUUAACAGUCUGCACACAGUGCUGGGAUAGAGAAAGUCACAGAACAGACACAAACACAUCUGUGCAGCCUUGGGUUCAAAAUCUGAUUCUACAAUCCCGGUUCCAAAAAAGUUGGGAUGCGUCAUAAAAACAGAACGCAAUGACUGCAAAUCCUGUGCAACAUGCACUCAUAUAGUACAAAACAUAUCUAUCUAGAUAAUACUCAAACUGGGAAAACAUUUUUUAUAUGAAUAUUGAGAAUGAGUGUAUAUACAUAUAUAUACACGCGUUCUAAAUUUUAGGCAUUCUGUUUUUAUCAGGAUUGUGUUUGCAGAUUUUUUUUUUAUCAUUGCUUCGGUACUUUCAAUAUCAUCAAAUGUAUAAUUAACAGAAAUUGUAUUAUUUUAAACGUGGUAAGGGAAAAGUAUCUGUACUUUUGAGUACUUGCUAGAGUUGCAUGGAGUGUUGACUUUAAUUUAGAGAGAACAACUGGACUUUACUGAGACUGGAAUGAACUUGAAAGCUUUAAAGGGGCAAUGUGUAAGAUAUGACCACAGGAUUUAAAAAAAAAAUGGGGGCAGUAUUUCACCUUGUGCAAUAAUAACACGUUUUACUAAAUGUAGCGCUGUCACUUUGUAAGAGUGUAUAAUGUUACUUUUAGACAUGCAACAAACCUGCAAUGUCCUUAAAAAUGUAUAGAACCUUCCAAACUGAAAUAAGACCUGCACCCAAACUGAUUAUCAGAGUCUGUUUCAGUUGUUUGGUCCUCUGAGAGUCUGUUUCCAUCCCAGCAGCUCAGCAGAGUGCACAGAGACCAACAGCCUGGCAGAGAGGAGGCAUGCAGAAUCUCAGUUUGGAUGGAGGUCUUUCUUUUCUUUUUCUUUUUCUUUGUAAAGCUGCUAACUGCAGUACAGCUGCAGUGUAGCUGCGUCUACGAAGUCAUAUUAGACAAGACGGGCCGGGGCUAGCUGGUUAGCUGGUUAUCAUACUAAUUUCUGUAGAUGCAUACACAACUUUGACGUUGAUAGUGUUAGUUCCAUUUUUUUUAAUGUUUUAAACUGAAAUUCUGACCAAAUCUUACACAUUGCAUCUUUAAAAUAUUGGGAGCAUUUGUUUAUCUGCAGCUGUGACUUUGCAUAGCCUUUAAGUGGGAGAUAAUAAAAUGGCUUUUUAUGGGUAAAGUUUAAGUAGCUUAAAGGAAAAAAAUGGUCAGGAACAUCUGGCUGUGGCGUAGAUCAUUAAUUCUUGUUUAUAGUCUGCAAAUCCGAGUGAAACUGUGACCCUCUGUCCAGUUUGUGGAGCUGCCCUUCAUGUACCAAACCUCACUGUGGAGAUCCAGAGAAGGCUCAGCUGUGGUUAGACCACAACAAGACACUCCAGCACACUGCAGGAGUCAGAGCACACUUUGACCGCAGCUUUGACGACACUGUGUUUUGUGUAAAAUGUACAUUAUCGUUGAAGAUGAUGAAUAAAGAACUCUAAUUUUA
Molecule: messenger RNA, 4088 nt
Organism: Centropristis striata (black sea bass)
Lineage: Eukaryota; Metazoa; Chordata; Actinopteri; Perciformes; Serranidae
Gene: suox
Product: sulfite oxidase
Exons: 6
Coding region: 295-2001 (568 amino acids)
Cellular component (GO): mitochondrion
Molecular function (GO): molybdenum ion binding; heme binding; oxidoreductase activity
Source: RefSeq, a predicted model, not a curated record